AUGCAAAGAAUCGAAGGCUUAUCUAAUCGUAAAAAACGAUCUUCAGAUUUUGAAAAUAAAUACAGAGACGGCAAUAAUGUCACGUCAACCUUAACUAUCGAAUUGGCGGUGUUCUUGGAUGCGGCGGCCUACGGCCUCUUUCUGCCCCGGGUCGCGAUCAACGAGGACCGACUCCUGGAGCUCCUACUCGCCUACAUCAACAACAUUCAGGCGCUCUACCAUCACCCGAGCCUAGGUCGGCGCAUCGACCUGAGGCUCGUGCGACUCGAGCUGAUGGAACGACAGCCCGAGGAGCUCGCCCACUUGGAUGGGGAGCGCGCCCAGCUACUGGAUACUUUUUGCGGCUACUCGAAGGCGAACAAUCCGCACGGAGAUGAGGACCCACGGCACUGGGACCUCGCCCUCUACCUCUCCGGCCUCGAUUUCUAUGCCCUCGAGGAUGGCAAGCGAAACCCCGUGACGAUGGGCCUGGCGCCCGUGGGAGGCGUCUGCUGGCCCGAGUAUUCGUGCGUCAUCGCCGAGUUCGGGGUGAGCAAUCGCUUCGGGAAGCCUUAUCCGUCGGCUGGAUUCACCUCGAUCUACAUAGCCGCUCACGAGAUCGCUCACAACUUAGGUAUGCAGCACGACUCGACGGGCAACGACUGUCCCCGGGACGGCUACAUUAUGUCCCCGAGUCGGGGCACCGAGGGCGAGUCGCAGUGGUCGAGCUGCAGCCGCCUCGUGGCCUCGAGCCUCGCCACGAGCAAGGCCUGCCUCCUGGAUGGCUCGGACGAGCCGGUGGACCAUCGCCUCGAGCACGAGGGCCGAUACGGGAGUCGGCCCGGCAGGACUUGGACGGCCAAGCACCAGUGCGAGCUGCUGCUACGCGACCGGGAGGCCGUGGCCGAUAGCCUCGAGGAGAUCUGCCGCGCCUUGAGGUGCCGGAGCCCUUCAAGGACGGGCUUCUAUUUGGCGGGGCCCGCCCUCGACGGGACCAAGUGCAGCGAGAUGGGAGCCGAAUGCACAGCUGGCGAGUGCUUGGCCCGCGAGGAGGAAUGGCAGCAGAUCGGGGAGCAUACGAUGACGACGUCGCCGGGUCCUCGGGGCUGGAGCGCCUGGAUCGAGGGCAAAUGCGAGAGCGGCUGCAUCCGGGGCUCCCUCGGCUACGUCGAGCGCAAGCGCACCUGUCACGGCGAGGAGGCCUGUCCGGGGCUAAGCUUCGACGGCAGGCUCUGUAAGGACGGCAGGAUCUGCGAGAAGAGUCAGCGCAAGCGGCUGAGCAUCGAGGAGUUCGCUGGUAAGCGCUGCCUCGAGUACAAGAGCCACGUGGCUGAUAUUGACGGAGCCGCGGGUGGACUCCAAGCCAGCCACGAGGAAUCUCGACCCUGGGUCGCCUGCGCCGUCUUCUGCAAGACGAGGAACGCCCUCUCUUACUACUCGCCGAGACUUGAGCUCAACGACCUGGGCAUCAACCCGUACUUCCCCGACGGCACCUGGUGCCACAAGGACGAGCGCGGCGAAAACUACUUCUGCAGACGGCAUCACUGUCUCCCCGAGACCUUUAGGUUCGGUAAGGAGCUGCUCGUCGACGAGGAAGAAGAGAAGUUGGAGAAACGACUGGGGGCGAUGAAUGCGGGACCCGGGGAUUGGCGACCGCCCCUCGAUCUCCGGCGCUACUUUGGCCUGGGCCUGGACGGGAAGCCGCUGCUUACGAGCCUUGAGUCGCGGCUUCUCGAGGAUGCGACGCCACCAAAGGACGGCGAGUCAUGGCUCGACAACAAGGACUACAUCGAGCUGCCGCUGGACUACCUCCUUCGUCAUCGGCAGACCCACGCGGUCCCCGUCUGA
Ceratosolen solmsi marchali is the source of this 1827-nucleotide messenger RNA. RefSeq names its product ADAMTS metallopeptidase stall (gene stl). Gene Ontology annotation, biological process: proteolysis; extracellular matrix organization. Gene Ontology annotation, molecular function: metalloendopeptidase activity. NCBI's taxonomy places the organism in Eukaryota, Metazoa, Arthropoda, Insecta, Hymenoptera, Agaonidae. Gene Ontology annotation, cellular component: extracellular matrix. The transcript is spliced from 5 exons. Bases 1 to 1827 code for a protein of 608 amino acids. The record is from RefSeq and is a predicted model, not a curated record.